AUGUCUAUUCUUCCAGAUGAAGCGGUUGACACUUUGGAACAGCUUCGUCUCGAAUUUGAAGAGCUCCGAACGAGUGGCGAUCGCGAUGACAAGAAGCGCCUGAAAGAUAUCCCUCGGGAGGUCUGUGAAACUGUCCGGGCGAUGGCGGUUCCGUCACUUGAUGACAUUCAUGAGGCGUUGACCGUCGCGGAUGAUGUUCUGAACGAAAUUGUCGAUGCUAUAUAUCAUAGCCAUUCCUGGGACUUUCGUGACUUUUUGCCUUCGUUUGCGGACACCGGGGAGGAUGGGCCUGCUCCUCUUUUGAAAGAUACAGAAGCGGGAGAGCUGCAUUUUAUGGGGACUUUACAUCUACGGGAGUUCCAAAGGAUUGCGGCGGACAUGUCAGUAGUACGCGGUGUAGACCCUGAAGUCGCAGCAGAAAGAGCAAAAGAGUUUGGGAAAGACCGUACCCCCUAUGAUCCUUCUACCAAACCACACGGCUUGACAAGCCCUCUUGCUCGAGCUCGAAAACCAGAUACCAUCAACCCCUCGCUUUCCUCCAUCCCAUCCACGCCUCCACUCACACUCUCGUUUUAUCAGGCCCGCUGCUCCAUCACCGCUCGCCAUAUUUAUCGCCCUCUCCCCAGUGAAACUUUGCAUCUCGCCACAGGGUCACCUUUCCUCUUGUACACAGCUGCAGGUGGUUCUGCCGGACUGAACCCCGACGUCACUUUCUGGAAGCUUGCGGAUUUUAAACCCGACGUGUUCGAGCGAGGUAAAAGAAUCAGAACCGAGCUAUGGGGCCCCGCGACUCACCUCGCCGUCGAUCCCAUUCGCGAGCUCGUAUAUACUGCUGACAAGCGGAACAUCGAGUCCUUCAAGUAUACCACGAGCCCACAUGAUCUCUUCGGGGGCGACACCAGCGACGUAGAUGAGAUUAGCGGCGAAACCCUAGCUGCGGUUCAUACUCUCGAUUCGAGGCCUUCCACAGGGCCACUCGCGCUGGCCGAGCGUGGGAGCAAGUUAUUGCGGGCUGGGGAGGGUGAAAUUUACACUUGGGACGUCGAUGGACUCUUCCGACAGAACUCAGACUCGGACUCAGAUGGGGAUGAAAGGGUACGACAAAGGCGUCGGAGAGGUAGAAGAGGAACACCGGAUCCGUUUGAGGACCCAGAACCGGAGGAUGAGGAGGAUUGGCAGGGCACUCCGGUGACGAACGUACUUCGGCUCGAGCAGCCAUUGGCUUCGUCGAUUGACAUCGCGUAUUGGAGCGCAUCGCCCAAUAAUCCCAACAUCAUGCUUUCGACGUUGAACAACACCUUUUCUUGUCUUGCACUCGAUCUCCAGGCAGGCGGAAAAGUUACAACGAGGUAUCUGGGGCACGGUGGGCAACCUACUGGCUUUUCAACCAGUCCUGUGGCGGAGCCUACCCAGUUUUUGACUUCAGCAAUGGACGGUGUUGCGAGACUAUACGACGUUAGAGAGCCAUUGCCUGGUCUCUCGAUUCAGGACGAGAUUCGGACUGCUCUUUUCGUGCACAUACAAGGCGUACCAGCAAUCAUUACCGGCUCUGAUAAAUACGAGUGUAUCAAAGUCUGGGACCCUCGCUCCAGCACAAGAAUGUGCGUCUAUGACCUCUCGACCGGCAACAACCCCACGACUUCGCUCGCAUGGGACGCGCCCCGUCAUACACUCUACGCCGCCACAGAAUGCGAAGACACCAAAAGCUUUGAGUACGGCCGGAAAUAUAUAAAGAAGAAAGUACCGAAGCCCCAACGCCCGAGAACGCAGAGCGAAAUGGAUGAUUCAGAGUAUGAGUCAGAUGAUUUCGAGUGGCGGAGGUGGCCUGCGAAUGCGUAUCAUGAUGAUGAGUACUAUGGAUAUGUGUAUGAUAGUGGUGGGCACAGAAUCUUCCGUUAUAUGUUUGGAGAGAAUGCGGACCCGAAGAUUUUACCGAAAGGCGGUCGGUCUUGGGAAGAUGUGGAACAUUAUUGA
Messenger RNA from Stereum hirsutum FP-91666 SS1, 1974 nucleotides. RefSeq lists its product as uncharacterized. Gene Ontology annotation, molecular function: protein binding. The transcript has 5 exons. Bases 1 to 1974 code for a protein of 657 amino acids. The record is from RefSeq and is a predicted model, not a curated record. NCBI's taxonomy places the organism in Eukaryota, Fungi, Basidiomycota, Agaricomycetes, Russulales, Stereaceae.